This is a messenger RNA of Vollenhovia emeryi, 801 nucleotides long. Its product is annotated as nudix hydrolase 26, chloroplastic-like. Lineage: Eukaryota; Metazoa; Arthropoda; Insecta; Hymenoptera; Formicidae. Gene Ontology annotation, molecular function: bis(5'-adenosyl)-pentaphosphatase activity; guanosine-3',5'-bis(diphosphate) 3'-diphosphatase activity. The transcript has 2 exons. The record is from RefSeq and is a predicted model, not a curated record. Bases 1 to 801 code for a protein of 266 amino acids. Gene Ontology annotation, biological process: ribose phosphate metabolic process; nucleoside phosphate metabolic process.
AUGGGCAAGACUCUCAUCUACUUAAUCGGCUUUCCAGGCAGUGGUAAAUUUACUACUGCAAAGGAACUGUGUAAAAUCAUUAGUGCAGUGAUAGUAAGCAAUAAUCUAUUCAAUAAUAUUAUAUUUGAUAUUGUUAAAUUACAAGAUGCUGAAGUUCCAGAUGAUCUGUGGGAAAAGAUUUUUGCAGUCAGAGAAAAUAUGUUAGCAAUACUGGAAAAACACUACAUAAAAUCAAAACAUUAUAUAUUUACAAAUGAAUUGAUAGAGGGUGAUUCCUAUGAUCAAAAAUUGUACAACUCAGUGAGCGUACUCGUGGUUGAGCAGAAAGAUAAGUAUCGUCCUUGUGUUGGCAUAAUGCUAUUUAACAGACAAGGACAUGUCUUCAUUGGAAAACGCUUUGAUAGCGACUCUUACUGGCAGAUGCCACAAGGAGGUGUUGAUGAUGGUGAGAAACUGGAACAAGCAGCGUUACGUGAGUUGCUAGAGGAAGUUGGCACUAAUAAAGUAAAGGUUAUAACUAAAAGCAAGGAUUGGAUAUACUACAACUUGCCUGAAGAAGUUAUACCAAUAUGCUGGAAUGGAAAAUAUUCUGGUCAAAAGCAAAGGUGGUUCUUAAUGAAGUUUUGCGGAGAGGAUAAGGAUAUUGAUAUUAAUUAUACUGAUCAUCCAGAGUUCAAAGAGUGGCGUUGGCAAAGUACAGAUAGUUUAGUAGCCAGUGCUAUAUCAUUUAAAAAAGAAGUUUAUAAAACAGUGAUAGAAGAGUUUUCUUCUAUAAUAAAAGCCUCAACAAUAAGCUCAUGA